AUGGGCACAAGCAAUGAAUCCAGCCCAACCCGCCACGGCGGCUCCAUUGCAAUCCUCGACCCCGAAAAACAAACCCCGACUGAACACGAUAAUGGCGCAAACAUUGUCACCGCCUCCAACAAAGCCCUCGACUCCCAGGCUCCCGUCGAUCACGCAGCCGAACGGCAUCUAGUCCGAAAACUCGACUUUUACAUCGUCCCGCCAACCAUGCUACUCUACCUUGUCUCCUUUUUGGACAGAGUCAAUAUUGGCAACGCGCGGUUGUACCACAUGGAAGAGGAUCUGGGACUUCACGGCUCGCAGUAUCAAACAGCUGUGAGCCUGUUGUUCGUGACAUACAUUCUCUGUGAGACGCCGAGCAACCUCGUCAUCAAGAGAUUGAGGCCAAGUCGAUGGAUUGCGUUCAUUACCUUUGCAUGGGGGGUUGUCGCUACUUUGACGGGCAUUGUUCAGAAUUACGGAGGGUUGAUUGCUUGCCGCUUGAUCAUGGGCGCUCUCGAGGCAGGACUCUUCCCAGGUAUGACGAUAUAUCUUACCAUGUUCUAUACCAAAAAGGAAAUUGCACUCAGGGUCGGCUAUCUUUUUGUCUCAGCCGCCCUGUCUGGAAGUGUGGGUGGCCUCCUGGCCUACGGCAUCGGCUUCAUGGACGGGGUGGCAGGCCAGUCAGGAUGGAGAUGGAUCAUGAUCAUAGAGGGCCUUCCUAGCGUUGUGUUGGGUGUCGCAGUCUAUUUCUGGCUCGCCGAUGCACCAGAGACGGCGUAUUAUCUUUCUGAAAAGGAGAGAGAGCUGAUGGUUCUGCGAAAGCGGCGCCAAAUCGGCCAUACGACGUCAGGCGAUUUGCUCCACAAAGAAGACGUGAUGAAAGCCCUCAAGGACUGGAAAGUGUGGAUGUUUGCCUGUGGUCAAUUCGGCGUCGAUACCAUGCUAUAUGGGUAUUCGACCUAUCUGCCCACCAUUAUCAAAGGGCUGGGGGAUUGGUCAACAGCCGAGACACAGGCCCUCACGGUGCCUUGCUACGCGCUCGGGGCAAUCACCUACUUGAUCGUCGCCUGGACAUCGGAUAAAUUCCAGCAUCGAGCGCUCGCCGUGGUUCCUUUCUGUGUGGUGAGCGUUAUUGGCUACGCCAUUCUGAUCGCCGACGUGAGUCCGGGAGCCCAUUAUUUCGGCUGUUUUAUGGUGGCAAUAGGGCUCUACGUCUCGGUGGGCAUUCCUCUUGCGUGGUUGCCAUCCAAUCAACCUCGGUAUGGCAAACGGACCACUGCGAGCGGCAUCCAGCUUACCAUUGGAAACGCAUCUGGUAUCCUGGCACCCUUUCUCUACAAAACCAACGAGGCGCCCCGCUAUGUCCGCGGUCACGCCGUGUCUCUCUCAAUGGUUGCUAUGGGGGGCGUGAUAUAUGCCUUGAUGGGAGCCUAUUUCUUUGGCCGAAAUAAGAGUCGCCGAGCCGGGCAAGAAGAUUCGAAGAUGGCUGGGAAAGCGGAGGAAGAAAUUCCGGAAAUGGGCGACGAAAACCCACGGUACAUGUUUACGUACUGA
Molecule: messenger RNA, 1536 nt
Organism: Fonsecaea erecta
Lineage: Eukaryota; Fungi; Ascomycota; Eurotiomycetes; Chaetothyriales; Herpotrichiellaceae
Exons: 6
Coding region: 1-1536 (511 amino acids)
Biological process (GO): transmembrane transport
Cellular component (GO): membrane
Molecular function (GO): transmembrane transporter activity
Source: RefSeq, a predicted model, not a curated record